UACUUGUUGUAUGUGUUAGGUUCACGUAGGGGGUUUUGAUAAGAGUUUUAAGAUAAAACGCUAUGUCAAAUUUCGAAGGUUACCACUGAUCGUCUGCGGUCCUUAUAAGCGCUGCGUACUAAUGACGAGACGUCCGUGGUUAGCUUGCUUGCUGUCAUACUUGGUGACGGCCAGUAGUUGGUUAACUAGCCCAACAUGCUGGGACAGAACAAACUGGCACGUUAGACUCCAGUAGCUCGCAGCUGGCUUAAGGUGCGGCUCGUAUCGCUGCCCUUUGGGUGUCGGCGCUUUCUCGGCCGACUCACGGUUAACUUGACCACAGCUGUAUUACGAUAAUGGAGAAAGACAAGAAUGAAGAUACAGGUAAGGCAGGAGCUCCGACUGCACCGAAUCCUCAGGCCCCGGCAGCAGCUGCGCAGCGGUGUCCCGGGGGCAUGAUGCCUGCCCCCCCCCUUGACAUUGUGAGCCUGCUGCCCAAGUCUGUGAAGAGACGAGUCAAUGCGCUAAAGCAGCUGCAGGUCCAGGGGGCCCACCUGGAGGCCAAAUUCUACAAGGAGGUCCAUGAGUUGGAGAGGAAGUAUGCUGCUCUCUACCAGCCUCAUUUUGACAAGAGAUACAACAUAGUGACUGGAGCUGUGGAACCUACAGAUGAGGAGUGUGAGUGGCACAGUGACCAUGAGGAUGAAGAGGCUUUGGCUGAUGACCGGAGUAAGAAGGCCACUGUGGAGGCUGCUCUGCAGCAGGAGGCGGCCCCCGCAGAGGCGGCGGCCCCCGCAGAGGCGGCGGCCCCGGCAGAAGCGGGCCCCGCAGAGGAGGCCCCCGCAGAGGAGGGCCCCAAAGGCGUCCCGGAGUUCUGGCUCACCAUCUUCAAGAACGUUGACAUGCUUAGUGACAUGCUACAGGAACAUGAUGAGCCGAUCCUGAGAUACUUACAAGACAUCAAAGUGAAAUUUUCUGACCCUGACCAGCCUAUGAGCUUCACAUUGGAGUUUCACUUUGAGCCAAACAACUUCUUUAAAAACGAGGUCCUCACAAAGGUUUACAGAAUGAAGUCCGAACCAGAUCCUGAAGAUCCCUUCUCCUUUGAGGGUCCAGAGAUUGUGGACUGUGAGGGCUGUGAAAUUGAUUGGCAUAAAGGCAAAGACGUGACCGUAAAAACCAUAAAGAAGAAACAGAAACACAAAGGGAGGGGCACGGUGCGGACCAUCACCAAGCAAGUACCCAGCGACUCCUUCUUCAACUUCUUCAACCCCAUCAAAGUUUCAUCAGAUGGAGAGAUGGAUGAGGAUUCCGAGUUAAUUUUAGCAACAGACUUUGAGAUUGGCCACUUCUUCCGUGAAAGGAUAGUCCCUCAUGCGGUGCUCUACUUCACUGGGGAGGCCCUGGAGGAUGAUGAGAGCUAUGAAGAGGAGGAACUUGAGGAAGGGGAGGAGGAGCAGGAUCAUGAAGAAGAUGAAGAUGAUGAGGGAGAUGACCCCAAGGCGUAAUUGUCACUCCAUGCAUUCUAUAGGUCAAGAAAGAAGAGAAGCAGCCCGCAGGCUAUAAGCAGCAGUAGCGUGGAGGUCUAUCUGAGGUUCCUCGUCAGUCCAGCCCAUCCUCCACCCCAGAAGUCAGCGGAUUCAUUUCCCACCUCCCUUCAUCCCACUCCAGCUGCAAACACAAGAGACCAAAUGUUCAGAUGCAUGACUUUUCACUCUGUGCUGCCCCUGACCCAUCCAAAGGAGAGAGUUUGCCUGAAAAUAGUGACACGACACUGUAAAUAAAAUGGCCUAUGGGUUAGACAACUGUGGAUCUGCUGCCUGUGCUGAGGGUCGCUGCUUUCAGACCAAACUGGAAGUUCCUGGGCAGAUGAUCUCCUAUGUGUGAAGCCCUGCACCUGAAGUAACAUGAGCUCAUCCAAUAUUUCAGUGGUAUAGCAGCUUACUCAGGGUAUUUUAUGCCAAUAAACGUGUGAAAGUUUAGCACCAGACUGAUGAGGACUUAACGGUAUGAUUCCAGUGGCUUCAUUUUCUUUCUCUGUUGAAUGGAAUCUCUUAAAUGUUUUCAUAUUAAGAAGAUAUUUAUUAGUGUGUUUCUGGAAAUGCAUAUGCUGAUGAUAUGCAGCAUGGAGGUGGGUGACUGCCUACUGCAUAGCAGGUGUCUGCUCCGUGUCCUCCACACCAAUGCUGUUUGCUUACACAAGCGCUUGCGAAUAAAUUUUAGGUUUGAUGCCAAAUGUAUUUUUUGUGGAUUUAAAAAAAAAAAAAAACCCUUUGCCGUACCUUUUUUUUUUUUUUUAUUGUUCCUGACAUGGUGAUGCAGUCCUAACAAACCAAGGUGCGGCAUCAUUUUUGUUGGAAUUGAGCAAUAUGUAGUUCUGGCCUGUUACUCACACUGCCUGUACACUUUGUGUACCAUCAGAACGCUGUCUUUAUCCUAGUUACCGAUUUGAAAGGCUGCUUGCUGUGUCACCGAAGGGGUGGAGGAGAAAGGACGGGGUUUUAGAAAUUUUAGAGAUUUUGAUGUUUAAUACGUUGCAGAUGUUUGUUCUUUCCCAUAAUGAGUAUGUCUAUUCAACAACCACACAAUGCAUUAAACACAAUGAUUUACAGUGAGACAAACCUUGUUUGUCAUAGCAGACACCCCUGUCAAUGUCGGCUGUAGCAUUUGAACUUCUGUGGACAGUGCUCGCUCUGACCUUCUCAGUUUAUUCAGUUUGAUCUUUUAAAUUUAUACAGAACAGAAUAUUCUAUUAAAAGUUGUGAUCUUAAA
This is a messenger RNA of Paramormyrops kingsleyae, 2751 nucleotides long. RefSeq names its product nucleosome assembly protein 1-like 4a (gene nap1l4a). Gene Ontology annotation, biological process: nucleosome assembly. Gene Ontology annotation, cellular component: nucleus. The record is from RefSeq and is a predicted model, not a curated record. Lineage: Eukaryota; Metazoa; Chordata; Actinopteri; Osteoglossiformes; Mormyridae.